AUGCGCUUCUCUAUCUCUAUGUUUCUUGCUAGCGUCUAUGUACGCACCUCCUUUGGUGGUACUCUCGAAGUUAUCGACUAUGAUGGCCAAUGCCUUAUAUGGUCUAAGGAUAACCAUGGCUGCACUGGAUAUUCUGCAUCUUUUGCCAAGCUCGACGGAGAUGACUGUUCAAAGUUGAGCGAAGUCAUAAAUGGUGUCCGCAAAGACUACUCUGUGCUUAACGUGGACGCUUGCGGCACGGAAAAUGGUCUACCAGCUGCAUCGAUCGAGGUGAAACAGACUGGGCUGGUCACCUUCUUCAAUCAGAAUGGAGACGAGUCGUCGUGUACGCUGAGUAACGGAUUGAAGGUUGGCAGCUUAUGCACUGCGUCCGACUAUAUAUCCGAGCCUUCCACGAAGUCAUCCUCCGCUCUGGUUUCACCUACAGCUCUGGUUUCACCUACAGCUUCGUCGGCUCUGAAUCCGUCCUCUAUUUCCCUGCUAACUGUAUCUACUUGUGGUUGCUCGGCGGUCUGA
Molecule: messenger RNA, 516 nt
Organism: Penicillium daleae
Lineage: Eukaryota; Fungi; Ascomycota; Eurotiomycetes; Eurotiales; Aspergillaceae
Exons: 2
Coding region: 1-516 (171 amino acids)
Source: RefSeq, a predicted model, not a curated record